AUGAAUUAUGUUAUCAGAAAUAUUUUAAUAUUUAGUGUCUUUCAAUCAAUAAAGCUUGAUCAGGUAACAUUGUAUUCAGAUGAAUUGACUGGAAUGAUGCCUAUACAUGCAGCUGCAGCUUGGGGAAAUCCAAAAUGUUUGGAAGUACUUGUCCGACAUGGCUGUAAUGUGAAUCAACUGGACUCGAUGAACUGUUCACCUGUUCACCAUGCAGCAAGAAAUGGACAUAAUGAAACGGUAGAAUGGCUUAUGAAGAAUGGAGCAAGUCUUGUGGAAUUAAAUCUUUUUGGUCAGAAACCAGCAGAUUUAGCUUUAGCUAAUAAUUUCCCUGAUUUGGCAGAUGUAAUUCGUAGAGAAGCAAAAAAGCAAUUAAAAGAAUUGGAAUCAAAACCACUACAUCCAAGUGAUUCCAUUGAAUUAUUAUAA
Molecule: messenger RNA, 426 nt
Organism: Schistosoma intercalatum
Lineage: Eukaryota; Metazoa; Platyhelminthes; Trematoda; Strigeidida; Schistosomatidae
Source: the annotation of a GenBank genome assembly